AUGUGUAGAGGCCAUCUCCAGGGCAAAGGCGCUAGGGCGGCCGAUAAGGCGGUUGCCAUGGUGAUGAAGGAGCUUCCGAGGGAGGAGUCCGCGGAAGAAAAGCCCCUCCUCACUAUGACAUCACAGCUGGUGAAUGAGCAACAAGAAAGCAGACCCCUUCUGAGCCCCUCCAUUGAUGACUUUCUCUGUGAAACUAAACCAGAAGCUGUUGCAAGGCCUGUAACAUCAAAUACAGCAGUGUUAUCAACAGCUUUGGAUCUCUUGGAUCUUAGUGAACCUGUCUUACAAACCCAAAACAAAGCAAAGAAAUCAGAGAAUGCAUCAAGAGGUGAAGGUUUAAAAGCUUCAACCCACAGAAAGAAGACAGACAAUUCUGACCUUAUCAAUGUGGAUACUGAGCAGAAAGUCCAGACUGUUAGAGUUUCAGACAAGUCUUCACUAGAUUUAGUUGAUAUUCAGACACAGCUAGAAAAAUGGGAUGAGGUGAAUUUUCAUGGAGACAGGAGCAGCAAGGGCCACCCAUCUACAGAGCGAACAUCAUCAUCCAGAGCUCCAUCAAAAGAGCUUUUAUGGUCCACGGAAAACAGAUCACAGUCUGAGCUGACUAAUGUCAAGAGUGCCUUGGAUUCUGAUUCCACAUCAGAUUUAGAACUAGCACCUGCAACACAGGCACGAUCAACUAAGGAGCAGCGUUGGGGAGGGCCUCUCCUCUCUAGAAAUCACUCUUUGGAGGAAGAAUUUGAAAGAGCAAAGGCAGCUGUUGAGUCAGACACAGAAUUUUGGGAUAAGAUGCAAGCAGAAUGGGAAGAAAUGGCUCGCAGGAAUUGGAUUUCAGAGAACCAGGAAACACCAGGGCAAGUCACCAUCUCAACCAUUGAGAAGGGCUACUAUUUUCACACUGAAAAUCCUUUCAAAGACUGGCCUGGUGCUUUUGAGGAAGGUCUGAAAAAAAUGAAAGAAGGUGACCUGCCAGUUACAAUCUUAUACCUGGAGGCUGCCAUUCUACAAGAACCCAAUGAUGCAGAGGCCUGGCAGUUCCUGGGCAUAACACAGGCAGAGAAUGAAAAUGAGCAGGCAGCCAUUGUCGCCCUCCAAAGGUGCUUGGAACUACAGCCAAACAACUUAAAAGCUCUGAUGGCACUCGCUGUAAGUUAUACUAACACUGGCCAUCAGCAAGAGGCCUAUCAAGCUCUAAGAAACUGGAUAAAGCAAAAUCCAAAAUAUAAGUAUAUAGUGAAAAGCAAAAAAGGAUCCCCAGCACUUACCAGGAGAAUGUCUAAGACAUCAGAUGAAAGCUCAUUACUUGAAGAAGUAAAGGAUUUGUACCUGGAGGCAGCUCACCAGAAUGGUGAUAUGAUAGACCCUGACUUGCAGACAGGGCUUGGAGUUCUUUUCCACCUGAAUGGAGAAUUUAACAGAGCAAUAGAUGCGUUUAGUGCUGCUUUAACUGUUCGGCCAGAGGAUUACACAUUAUGGAACCGACUUGGAGCAACUUUGGCAAAUGGGGAUCGAAGCGAAGAAGCUGUUGAGGCCUAUACGCGUGCUUUAGAAAUACAACCUGGCUUCAUCAGGUCCAGAUACAAUUUAGGGAUAAGCUGCAUCAACCUAGGAGCAUACAGAGAGGCUGUCAGCAAUUUUCUCACUGCUCUCAGUUUGCAAAGAAAGAGCAGGAACCAACAGCAGGUUCCCCAUCCUGCUCUAUCAGGCAAUAUUUGGGCAGCACUCCGAAUUGCUCUGUCUAUGAUGGACCAACCAGAACUAUUUCAAGCUGCCAAUGUGGGUGAUCUAGACAUUCUGUUAAGAGCUUUUAACCUAGAGCCGUAA
This is a messenger RNA of Rhea pennata, 1824 nucleotides long. It is a transcript of the gene PEX5L, whose product is annotated as peroxisomal biogenesis factor 5 like. Gene Ontology annotation, cellular component: cytosol; peroxisomal membrane. The coding region runs from base 1 to 1824 and encodes 607 amino acids. Gene Ontology annotation, biological process: protein import into peroxisome matrix, docking. The transcript has 14 exons. Gene Ontology annotation, molecular function: protein binding. The record is from RefSeq and is a predicted model, not a curated record. NCBI's taxonomy places the organism in Eukaryota, Metazoa, Chordata, Aves, Rheiformes, Rheidae.